Molecule: messenger RNA, 3084 nt
Organism: Lycium barbarum (goji berry)
Lineage: Eukaryota; Viridiplantae; Streptophyta; Magnoliopsida; Solanales; Solanaceae
Product: ferric reduction oxidase 6-like
Exons: 9
Coding region: 510-2723 (737 amino acids)
Cellular component (GO): plasma membrane
Molecular function (GO): oxidoreductase activity
Source: RefSeq, a predicted model, not a curated record
AACAAAUACUUCAAGCUCAUCAUCACCUCCGUGACGAAAGUCACCUUUCCAUUUUGUUCUAAAAUUUGUGGCUAUCAUUCUCGUUUGGUGGAACUGCAAAAACCUAGUAUUAUCAACACUAUGGUCCAUGCGUAAAUGUUAUACCACUACUGUUUAUACUGAUGUAACGUCUCAGUAUUUUAUACUUUGAGAAGAACCUCGUAUUUCUCUACCCCUUUUCUACUAAUGAACUGACUUUUCCUUGUUUAUUGGAGCGACAAUGUGAAUUACAUUAUGUGAUAGACAUAUCACUGUGUACACAUUUUCCAAGGGGAAGCUAAUUUUUGAGUGGUCUAAUUUUUUUGUGGCUUCAUUUCUGCCAGAUUUCAGAUUAAAUUCUGAACAUAGCCUGAUUGGAUGUUGAUGGCUCUGGUUUCUUCUGAAGCCUUUUGGUCUAUAUAUUGGUAACUACUUUAGGGGUGCUUUGAUAUAGGCAAGUUAAGUUGUUGCUAAUUUUAAAGAUUCUAAAAAUGGGUGAAGUCUCAGAUCAAGUACCUCUUCUUUUGAAAAAAGAAGAUGAAUUUGAUCAUCUCAAUAAGACACCACUUUGGGUAUCAUUAACAAAGUUGAUUCUCAAAGUAAUAAUGUGGGUGAUCUUCAUUGCAUGGGCAACUUUUAUUUUCUUCUCACCUACAAAAUUCACUAAUCAACUGCAAGGGAAAAUUAUUCGAGCCACCCGAGGAACUAUUUUUGGGACAUCAGGCAGCAUAUUCUUGAUAUUCAGUUUCCCAAUUUUCGUGAUUGCGUUUCUUGCAAUUAUUCGUCUCGCUCUCUCUGAUGAAGAUGAACCUCAAGUGAAGAGAACUCCGAAAGGUCCAAAUUUUAGGUUAUGGACAUUCCCAGUUUUGGUGGAUGGACCAUUCGGUGUUGUUACAGCUGCAGAAAUGAUUGGAGUUAUACUCUUCUCAGUGUACAUAGUUUGGGCUAUAAUUAUGUACACUAUACAGGAUGUUGACCUCUUAUCUUUGUUUCACGUACACAGCAUGAAAGAAAAAAGUGCUGUGUUUCUGGAGCUAACGGGCCUUCGCUUUGGAUUUAUUGGGUUAAUCUGCUUAGCAUUUUUGUUUCUACCUGUUGCACGGGGUUCAGUUCUUCUUCGAGCUAUAGAUAUCCCUUUUGAACAUGCCACUAGAUAUCAUGUUUGGCUGGGACAUCUUACUAUGGCUCUUUUUACUCUUCAUGGUCUGUUCUUUGUGAUUGGCUGGGCAAUGCAAGGGCGACUUGUGGAAGAACUAAUCGAUUGGAAAAACAUAGGAGUAGCCAAUCUUCCAGGAGUUAUCAGCCUUGCAGCUGGUUUACUGAUGUGGGUAACUUCGCUUCCUGGAGUAAGGAGAAAAAACUUUGAAUUGUUCUUUUAUACACACCAAUUGUAUGUGGUGUUUGUGGUGUUCCUAGCCUUGCAUGUUGGUGAUUUCAUCUUCAUGAUAGCUGGUGCUGGGAUCUUCCUGUUCAUGCUUGAUCGGUUCCUUAGAUUCUUCCAGUCACGAAAGACUGUUGACAUACUUUCAGCCACAUGCUUUCCUUGUGGAACCGUUGAACUCGUUAUUUCAAAACCUGCAAAUUUACAUUACAACGCCCUUGGCUGGAUAUUCUUACAAAUACGUCAGUUGUCCUGGCUGCAGUGGCACCCUUUCAGUGUCUCUUCUAGUCCUUUUGACGGGAAACAUCAUGUUGCGAUUCUCAUAAAGGUUCUUGGAGAUUGGACUGAGAAAUUGAAGGGAAACAUCUUGAAUCGUUCUUUAGAACAAUCUGAGAACGACCCCCUUUUGCAGCAUAAAAGAAAAAUAACAGCUUCUGUUGAAGGUCCUUAUGGCCAUGAAUCACCAUACCACUUAACGUAUGAAAAUCUCAUUUUGGUAGCAGGUGGAAUUGGAAUUUCCCCCUUCCUAGCUAUCUUGAGUGAUAUCCUCCACCGUAUCAAUGAUAGAAAACCUUGCCUGCCAAGAAAUAUACUAAUAGUAUGGGCGAUUAAAAAUUCGGGUGAGCUUCCACUUCUGGAUACAGUUGACAUGGAGGCAAUCUGUCCACUUUUCUCUGAUAAACUGAAUCUCGAGAUUCAAACAUUCGUGACUCGGGAAUCACAACCUUCAUUGGAGGAGGGUAAAACACCUAAAGCAAUGCACACCACAAUCUCCCCUGGCUUCAAGGGAUGUCGAAUGUCUAGUUUGGUUGGUACUGGAAAUGUUGUAUGGUCUGGAUUAUAUGUCAUGGUAUCCACAAUAGGGUUGGUGAUCACUGUAGCAUUGCUGGACAUUUUCUACAUAAUUCCAUUUAAUGUAAAUUACUGGUGGUACAAGGGGCUUUUGUUGAUUGGAUGUAUGGCUGCAAGCAUUCUUAUAUUUGGGGGUCUUGUGAUCGCUUUAUGGCAUCUUUGGGAAAGGAAAACCUCAUCGAAGGAGGAACCAGGGGAGGACGCCUCCAAAAAAGUUGAUAUCCUGCGGCAGAACGAGCAGAAGAAUUUUGGAGAGUCUCGAUUAGUCAAUAAUAUUCGAUAUGGUCAAAGACCGGAUUUCCAAGAGAUAUUUGGAUCGCACGCAAAAAGUUGGGGAAGUGUCGAUAUAGGUGUGAUUGUGUGUGGUCCUCCUACUCUUCAGUCCAGUGUUGCUAAAGAGUGUAGAAGGCAGAACUUGCAGAGAGGCCAUCAGGCUAUCUUCCAUUUCAACAGCCACAGUUUUGACCUCUAGAUCACCCCAAUACGAAUGGACGGAGCUAGGAUUCAUCGAAAAAUUACACCUUAUAAAGGAAGUUAAAAUAUUUUUUUAUGUAUAUACAAUGGAUGUCAGAUCCCCUUAGUUUCUUCGUAUGUGUAUUUCUUUAUAUUUUGAAUUCUCUUACUGAAAAAUCUGGCUCCGCCAAUGCCAGUAAGCAUCUGAUAGCUCGUAUAAGGAGUACUUUUUACUGCUCUAAUGGGAUCAUAUCAGCUAGUUUAUCGCUGAUCCUUGUAGCAUGUAUCUGUGCUUUAUGUUAUCUGUAGUAAGCAUCAUGUACAUUUUCAAUCGUCGUAAAUGCAGCUUUAACAUUAUAUAUCUAUAACAAUAUUACCUA